GACGGAACAUAACGUCCAGCUGCUCCCUGCUGGCUGCUUCGUGCAAAACCGACAAACGAGAGAAAAAAGAAAGGAAAGGAAGCGGAGUCUGGCACGGAGCGAGCCUGUCGUCGUUGGGAGGAAAUGGUAUGCAGCUCGGGCGGGGCUGUUCCUCCCUCUCUGUCCCGUAGCUAUCGUGUUUAUAUUUACAGAGAGAGCGACCCGUUUCCAACCGGAACACCGGGCUCUGAUGCACAUUUUGUGGACGUAUCUCUCCCCGGUAUGCCCCACCAGCACAGCGGUUAACGGCUGACGAUGGCUUCGUGGCGGCUGAUCGGCAAAGUUACGGCGAGACUUUUGGGAAGUAUUCAUCCCCUUCACUGCGGUCUCACAACUACUCGUCCGGUUACAUUUCUUCACAAGGUUCAACAGAGGGCAACUCUACUUGGAAACUGCCAAGCUGUUUUCUGCAGUACCUAUUACACCUCCAGUGACGUGUCCUUGCAGUACAAACAUGGCCGCUUGGUUCUGGAGGUCCCGCUGCCCUCCAGGAAAGAGAAGUGUCUGUUCUUCCUCAGACCCCUGCUGAUGAGCGUAGGAGACCUGAUCACAGAUAUGCAGAGAGAGGACCCCGGAGCCACUGCCUCCGUUUUCUCCAAGGAUGGAGCGCGUAUAGCCAACACUACGCUGAUAGACACCCUGCUGGACAAGGACUUCCAGCUCGUCAUCAAUGAUGCAGUUUAUAACGUCAUCUCUCCUGAAAGGGUGUCUACGUCCACUGAGCUCGCCAUGGAGCUGGAGGACGUGAAGCACGUUGUGCAUCUGCUGCACACGGCGCUCCACCUGCCUGAACACCACCUGCUGAAAGAGAGAGAGCUGCUGGAGAGAAUGGACAACCUCAAACAGGAGCUGUCACCUCUGGAGAAGGUGAAGGCACAGCUGGCCCGUACAGCAGAGUUCCACAGCUCCAGGGUUGUCUGGUACGGCGUGGCUCUGUUAUCUGUGCAGGGUGGUGCUCUGGCCUGGCUCACCUGGUGGGUGUAUUCAUGGGACGUCAUGGAGCCUGUCACUUACUUCAUCACCUACGCCACCAGCAUCGGCGCCUUCACCUAUUAUGUCCUUACCAAACAGGAUUAUGUGUACCCAGAGGCUAAAGACAGACAGUUCCUGCAUUACUUUUAUAAGGGGGCCAGCAAGAAGAAAUUCAACGUGCAAAAAUACAACGCACUUAAGGAUGAACUAGCUGAGGUGGAGGAGGACCUGAGACGUCUGAGAUAUCCGACUCAAUUCCAGCUGCCCCUUGAACCAAUUCAGCCAAAGCCAUGAACGAAGCCAAGCCAUGAAAAAUGGUCAUUCUCACUUACAAACACUCUAGAGCAAAAAAAAAGAAAAAAGUAAUUCUACUUUAUUUUGAUAAUGGCACCUUUUUACCAGGAAUCCAUAUCAAUCUGUGUUUUGUUUACAAUCUUGAUAAUGAUGCCAAUUAUGUCUUUGAGAAAAGGAGAACACUGAGGACUGUUGAAAUAAAAAGUAUUUCCCUAACAUUGGGAGAAUCCUG
Molecule: messenger RNA, 1537 nt
Organism: Centropristis striata (black sea bass)
Lineage: Eukaryota; Metazoa; Chordata; Actinopteri; Perciformes; Serranidae
Product: calcium uniporter protein, mitochondrial-like
Exons: 8
Coding region: 295-1305 (336 amino acids)
Biological process (GO): mitochondrial calcium ion homeostasis; calcium import into the mitochondrion
Cellular component (GO): mitochondrial inner membrane; uniplex complex
Molecular function (GO): calcium channel inhibitor activity
Source: RefSeq, a predicted model, not a curated record